AUGAAAAAUAAAUGGAGAAACCUAAGGGACACUUAUAAAAAAUAUAAACAGGAUCAGCAAACAAGCAGUGGACAAGCCGCGAAGAAGCUUGCUAAUUGGCAAUGGGCUGAACAGAUGUCGUUCAUAGAUUCAUCCACAAACUUGAGACAAACUGAAAGUACACUGGAUACCAGUACUAUAUCUAUAGAGAAUGAUUAUGAAAAUUCUACAGAAGCCGAACAGGUUUCAAAUAAUGAACAGAACGAGCUCGUCGUUCAAGAACUGGAGACAGCACGGUCUACAGCUGAAACUACAGCUGAAAUUGCAACUGAAGUAUCCCGGAAAAGACGACGCCGUGUAAGCAACGACGAUCCUGCUGAGAAGAUUAUAAAUUAUUUAAAGACUCGAAAAUCGGGUACUACGGACAGAAACGCUCCAGAAAAUCUUGUCAAAAUACCGUGUGAUCGAAUGGACAUGGAUUUUUUAGGUUAUGCCCAUACUGUAAAGAAAUUUUCUCUACGAAAGCAAGCUAUUAUUAAACUUCAAAUUACACAAAUUAUAACUGAGGCUCAACUUGAAGAAUUGAAUAAUAGCCGGCCAAAUUCUAAUUUCAGCAAUGCUUCAUCCUCUAGUACUCCCAAUUUUUACUACGUCGAUAACGACUGA
This is a messenger RNA of Parnassius apollo (apollo), 645 nucleotides long. Lineage: Eukaryota; Metazoa; Arthropoda; Insecta; Lepidoptera; Papilionidae. The record is from the annotation of a GenBank genome assembly.